Nannospalax galili (Upper Galilee mountains blind mole rat) is the source of this 3297-nucleotide messenger RNA. RefSeq names its product cell division cycle 40 (gene Cdc40). The transcript has 15 exons. The record is from RefSeq and is a predicted model, not a curated record. Bases 152 to 1978 code for a protein of 608 amino acids. Gene Ontology annotation, biological process: mRNA splicing, via spliceosome. NCBI's taxonomy places the organism in Eukaryota, Metazoa, Chordata, Mammalia, Rodentia, Spalacidae. Gene Ontology annotation, molecular function: protein binding; mRNA binding. Gene Ontology annotation, cellular component: catalytic step 2 spliceosome.
UCCACUAGGUCUUAGAAGUUACAAGCUAUUAUAAUCCCUGUGCUUUCCUAGAUAAAUGUUCACAAAUAUCAACUUUGUCGCAGUUAUUGUAAUAAUCAAUAAGGUUUUUUGCAAGAAGUUAAAAAUGAUUUUUUGCCAACGGAGGUAAAUAAUGUGUUCUAUGACAAUCUGUCAGGACCUGGCAGCUGCUGCUUCUUCCGCCCUGGUCUGGCCUCAGCCUAGAGGAUCUGUUGCCGUCAUGUCUGCUGCGAUUGCAGCUCUAGCUGCUUCCUAUGGUUCGGGUUCGGGGUCCGAAUCGGAUUCGGACAGCGAGGGCAGUCGGUGUCCGCUGCCAGCCGCCGACUCCCUCAUGCACUUGACCAAAUCGCCUUCGGCCAAACCCUCACUGACAGUAGCGGUGGACUCGGCUCCGGAGGUAGCAGUUAAGGAAGACUUGGAGACUGGAGUUCACCUUGACCCUGCUGUCAAAGAAGUUCAGUAUAAUCCUACCUAUGAGACCAUGUUUGCUCCUGAGUUUGGACCAGAAAAUCCCUUUCGAACACAGCAAAUGGCUGCUCCUAGAAACAUGCUUUCUGGAUAUGCUGAACCAGCUCAUAUCAACGAUUUCAUGUUUGAACAGCAAAGAAGAACUUUUGCCACAUAUGGUUAUGCAUUGGACCCUUCAUUAGAUAGUCAUCAAGUAUCUACUAAAUAUAUUGGUUCUGUAGAAGAAGCUGAAAAAAAUCAAGGUUUAACUGUAUUUGAAAGUGGUCAGAAGAAAACAGAAAAGAGGAAAAAGUUCAAAGAAAAUGAUGCAUCUAAUAUUGAUGGUUUCUUGGGACCCUGGGCAAAAUAUGUGGAUGAAAAAGAUGUGGCCAAACCUUCAGAAGAGGAACAAAAAGAAUUGGAUGAAAUCACAGCGAAGAGACAGAAAAAAGGCAAACAGGAGGAGGAGAAACCUGGGGAGGAGAAGACAAUCUUGCACGUUAAGGAAAUGUAUGACUACCAAGGCAGGUCCUACCUUCAUAUUCCUCAGGAUGUUGGUGUUAAUCUACGGUCAUCUGUGCCACCUGAGAAAUGUUACCUUCCAAAAAAACAAAUUCAUGUGUGGUCUGGACACACUAAGGGUGUCAGUGCAGUCAGAUUGUUUCCUCUCUCUGGCCAUUUGUUGCUGUCUUGCUCCAUGGACUGUAAAAUUAAGCUAUGGGAAGUUUAUGGAGACCGGCGCUGUCUGCGAACAUUUAUUGGUCACAGUAAAGCUGUGAGAGACAUCUGCUUCAAUACUGCAGGAACACAGUUCCUCAGUGCAGCUUAUGACAGAUAUCUUAAACUCUGGGACACCGAGACAGGACAGUGUAUAUCAAGAUUUACAAACCGAAAAGUGCCCUAUUGUGUCAAAUUUAAUCCUGAUGAAGAUAAGCAAAGUCUCUUUGUGGCUGGGAUGUCUGAUAAAAAGAUCGUGCAAUGGGACAUUCGCAGUGGGGAGAUUGUACAGGAAUACGAUCGGCAUUUGGGAGCUGUCAACACCAUUGUUUUUGUUGAUGAGAAUCGAAGAUUUGUGAGUACGUCUGAUGAUAAGAGCCUAAGAGUUUGGGAAUGGGAUAUCCCUGUGGAUUUCAAGUAUAUAGCAGAGCCCAGUAUGCACUCAAUGCCUGCAGUGACUUUGUCUCCAAAUGGCAAGUGGCUAGCAUGCCAGUCAAUGGACAACCAGAUCUUAAUUUUUGGAGCACAGAACAGAUUCAGAUUAAAUAAGAAGAAAAUUUUUAAGGGACAUAUGGUAGCAGGCUACGCUUGUCAGGUGGACUUUUCGCCAGACAUGAGCUAUGUGAUUUCAGGAGAUGGAAAUGGAAAAUUAAACAUUUGGGACUGGAAGACCACAAAACUAUACAGUCGGUUUAAAGCUCAUGAUAAAGUGUGCAUAGGUGCAGUGUGGCAUCCACAUGAGACAUCCAAGGUCAUCACAUGUGGUUGGGAUGGCCUCAUUAAACUGUGGGAUUAAUGGGAUUAGUCCUUUAACUAUCUGGGAUCAUUUUUGAUCCAAGUCAUAUUUAACUAUUUAAAUAUUAAAUGUGUUGGAUGGCAAUUUGAUUUGUAGGUGAUCUUUUCCUUAUAUGGCCUUAUGACAUUAUUCCAUUGUUUAAGAGCUUUGUAAAUUUGCCUCAUAUAAGUUCAUUGGUGACUUCAUAUAGUUCUUUAUUAAGUGUUAUUUAUACAAAAAUGACAACCGUUCUUCUGUUUGACAGUAGUAUUAUUGCCCAGCAGUUUGGGUUUAUCUCCAUGAUGUCACUGAAAGGAUCUUUUUGGGGUUAAGAAAAACAAUACCUAAUGGAUAUGUGAUCAUAGAGAAAAUGAUGUAACUAGUGAGUUAGAAAGGUACUGUACACUUAACAAUUCAGCCAAAAGGCAGGCAGGAUAACAUUUAAUAGAUGUUGAAAGAAAGAUAAGACCACCCAUUACUGUUCCCAUAAUUCCCACUGAAUCAAGGUCUAGUCUUUUGGCUUCAUGAGUUCCAUUAUUCUUUAUGGCAUAUGUUGUGUAUUUUUGUCUUUAAAUUAGGAGACUUUGUUGACAGCAGCAUUCCUCUAAUUAUUACACCACAUAAAUUAAAAAUCAGUCCAGAGUUCUUUCUUUGACUUGCUUCCUGAUCAAUAUAGACAAGACUAUAUAUAUGUAAGCAGAAAAUUAGAUUGUUGCUGAACUCAAGUGAGAAACUGGCUGUCCUCUCAGAAAUCAGGGUCUCGAGGACAUUGCUUCACCAUUGUCGCUAAUGAAUUCCUUGUUGUAGAGGCCAAGCAUAGUCCAGAAUAUGACCUUAUAAUUUCUCUGAAGUCACAUGUUUUGUCUUUAAGAUUACUCCAAUUUUGCUUGUGAAUACAUGCAAUAGAACUUUUAAAUAUUAAGGGAAAAAAAACACUUCUUUUCAGACCUUUGAAAAAGCAUUGUCAUUAUAGGAAAAUGUCUAGAGUCCCCCAUUUAAGAAGCAAUGACCUUUUUUUUUUUUUAAGAAAAAAAAAUCACAUGUUGAACUUUACACUGCCUAGCUGUGGGAGGGUGCCUUAGUGUACAGGAGGAAAGAAUUCAGACAAAACCUUUCUGUAAUCCCAACCACUAGAUCUAACAAAUGGUAAUUACUGCAGUGCAGUGAGACGAAAGAGUGAUGCAUUCAAACUGUUAAAGCACCGUUACUGUAUAUGUUACAAAUCAUUGCUGAAUCUCAAUUUAUUUUAUUGUGGUUUUGACUGUUUCUAAACCAAGUACCUGUAUAUAAAAGUUUUCUCUUUUUGAAAAGAUCCUAUUUUUGAAUAAAGCAUUCUUUUG